GUUCCUGGAAUGUCUUGAGUGUUGUACUAAAUAUUCUUCUGAUAUUGUGUUUAAAUAAAUAAAAACUACAGCUUUACUGCAGUUCUCGCGGCGCUACUGGACACACACGUCGACAGGGGGCGCCAGACCCUGACUUCGUUACAUUUCCGUCAACGAAGAAGAAAAGUGGCGAAACUCUACCGGGUCACGGUACCACUACUGCCGGGCCACGGUACUCCCGCAGCCUCAGCGGCCGUUGUUCGCAAUAGUUAACGCCAUGGCGGCGGUGCGCAGCCUGCAGGUGUCGGUGAAGCCAGACAGCGGCUCGGAGCACUCGGAACCAGAUUCCGACUCCGAGUCGGACCGAGAUGCUCGCGAGCCCGAACCGAUGGAGGUGGAGGAGGGAGAGCUGGAGGCGGAGGACAUCUCCGUUAACCGUUCCCUGAAGGAGCUUCUGCCGGACACCAGCCGGCGCUAUGAGAACAAGGCCGGAGCGUUCAUCACCGGGAUCGACGUGAACUCAAAGGAGGCGAUCGAGAGGAAGGAGAAGCGAGCUCGGCGCUUCCAUUUCUGCGGCGAGCAGAGCGUGGGUCAGAGGACCGUCCUCCUGGACAAGGAGACCAUAAAGAAAGCCAUCCCCCGCCUGCGGCUGGAGGCGCUCCACAUUAUGGGCGUAGACGACAUGAGCACGCAGGACAUCUUCGGCUAUUUUAAGGAGUAUCCUCCGGCGCACAUCGAGUGGAUCGACGACGCGUCAUGUAACGUGGUCUGGCUGGAUGACGACACCUCCAUCCGGGCGCUCAUCAACACCAGCAGAAUGCCUAACUCGGAGACCAUUACCACGGAGACCGGAGAGCAGCCAGGCAAAGAGGGCAAAGCUCAGCGGGGUUCAGGCUCAGAGGACGAUGAAGAGGAGGGUGAGGUGGGCGAUGAAGAGGAGGAGGCAGCCAGAAGAAGCAGUGAUGGGCAGGAGGAGCAGCCGCCGAAGGAGCGCGGGACACAGGUGGAUGACCUGUCACGGGCUGAGAGAGAGUCGCUGCUGAGGAACGAGUUGCGGCCCGCCAUCAAACCCUUCAAAGGGAACAAGCUGCUGCUGCGCUUCGCCACACAAGAUGAUAAGAAGGAGCCGGGCGCAGCGCGGCGCAGCAGAUACUACAUGAAGUACGGAAACCCCAACUAUGGAGGCAUGAAGGGCAUCCUCAGCAACUCCUGGAAGAGGAGGUACCACAACCGGCGCAUCCAGAGAGACGUCAUCAAGAGCAAGAAGCCUCUGAUUGGAGACAGCAUGGGACACACGCCGCCGUACACGCACCGACACUCCGCUGACCUGGUCAACCUGCCAGAGGAGCCCAUCAAAGAGGAGGAAGAGGAGGAGGAGGAAGAGGAGGACGGCAGUGACGAGGACAUGGACUCCGACGACAGGGUGGUGGAGUUCAAAGAGAAAGGAGGCAGCUCGCGUCCUGCAGGGGCGGGGCUUCACAGCAGAGCGGAGCGAUCGCCGUCUCCGUGGUCGGAGUCUGAUGAGAUGGACUAUGACCUGGAGCUGAAGAUGAUCUCCACGCCGUCGCCAAAGAAGAGCAAAAAAAUGACCAUGUACGCCGACGAGGUGGAGAGCCACCUGAAGAGCAUCCGGAACCGCAUCGGGACGUCGGGCUCCCAGAGCAGAACCAAAUCCUCGUCUCCCUCCAAGCUGACGGACGUGCGGCAGCUGCUGCUGGAGAAGCGGCAGGGGCUGUCCCAGCACAGACAGCCCCCCCCUGUGGCCAGCAGCGGGAAGACCGAUGUUCGGCAGCGGCUCGGUAAAAGGCGGUACUCUCCGGACAGACGCCGCUCCCCUUCCCCCGCCGCCCCUAGGGACACGCCCCCAACCAAGGAGCCAGUCAGAGAUGUGCACAGCAGACUGGGCGUGGCCAAUCAGGACAGAGCCCUCUUCUCCAGCUCCAAAGAAAGGAAGACGGGCGACCUCUGGAGCCGACUCGGCGACAGCGAGCAGCGAGGGAGCGACCGUUCUGCUCCGUCCUCUUCGGGUCGGAAGGACGCCAGCCGGAGAGGGGGCGAGAAAGCAGAGGGGGAGGAGAAGGAGGAGGAGGAGGACGACUCGACGCUGCAGAGGAUGUGGGGCGCCAUGAUCAAACAGAAGCAGGAGCGCCUCAGCCACAAGAUGAAGAAGAGCCGGCUGGACAACCUGCCGUCGCUGCAGAUCGAGAUCAGCCGCGAUAGCAGCGACGACUCCGACGCCUGAGGAACGCCGCCAGAAUCUCCUGAACUUCCGGGCUCCAGUCGGGCCCGGACCCACUGGUUCUGCCUUCACGUCUGGAUUUUGUCUUCUUGAAAAUGUUCCUCAGUUCCCUGAACUCCUCAAAGAUGUUGUCUGAUGGAGCAAAGCAUGAUGGGAAACUCUAUCCCUGCACCUGCUCAACAUCAUCACCUUUCAUUCCUGUUACCAUGGAGACAGACUCCGCCUCCAGCACUCUUCCUGAAGCAGAGGACGUGUCAGAAGAAAAGCGGGAACUGGAUCUCCUGGUGCUGAGUCGGCUGUUUUUUUUUUCUGGAAUGUUGUGGGUCCACAGACUCCAAGCUUCAUGAAUCCUUAUUAAAAAGAUGGCUGUUGUUUUUA
Oryzias melastigma (Indian medaka) is the source of this 2596-nucleotide messenger RNA. It is a transcript of the gene ncbp3, whose product is annotated as nuclear cap binding subunit 3. Lineage: Eukaryota; Metazoa; Chordata; Actinopteri; Beloniformes; Adrianichthyidae. Gene Ontology annotation, molecular function: mRNA binding; RNA 7-methylguanosine cap binding. Gene Ontology annotation, cellular component: nucleus; cytosol. The transcript is spliced from 13 exons. Bases 257 to 2221 code for a protein of 654 amino acids. The record is from RefSeq and is a predicted model, not a curated record.